Pistacia vera is the source of this 1669-nucleotide messenger RNA. RefSeq names its product probable receptor-like protein kinase At1g80640. The record is from RefSeq and is a predicted model, not a curated record. Bases 98 to 1459 code for a protein of 453 amino acids. Lineage: Eukaryota; Viridiplantae; Streptophyta; Magnoliopsida; Sapindales; Anacardiaceae. The transcript is spliced from 10 exons. Gene Ontology annotation, molecular function: protein kinase activity; ATP binding. Gene Ontology annotation, biological process: protein phosphorylation.
UUGUGUGUACGGUCAGUUUUGAAACUCGGCCAUGCUUCUUCUUCACUCUCUCUAUCUUCUUCUUGUUUCUUCUUAAAAAACUACAAACCAACGCACAAUGAAUCUUCUUCUUCUUCUUAUUCUUGUUCUACUUGUUUUUCUAAUACAACCCUUUUGGAUUCAUGCUUCUUCAUUCUCAAAUCACCCAAUUGCUUUCUCAUUCUCAGCUCCUCUUUCUUCACCACUCAUUUCUCCCAUUUCUUCUUCAAUGGCUGCCUUUUCUCCAGGUAUUCAAACGGGCAGUGACGACAAGAGCCGUGUAGAUUCACAUCACAGAAUGAUUGUUGCACUCAUUGUUACAUGUAGUGCACUUGGUGCAAUUAUUUUAUCUUUAUUGUGUUUGUGGCUUUAUCAUUUGAAGUUCUCACACAAAUCCAGCAAUAAAAAUGCUAAGAACCCAGAUGCUGAGAAUGGACUUGGUUUAUCGCCAUUUUUGGGUAAAUUCAAUUCUGUAAGAAUGGUUAAUAAGAAGGGAGCUGUUAUUUCAUUUAUUGAUUACAAGUUAAUUGAGAAAGCAACCGACAAUUUUCAUGAGAGUAAUAUUUUGGGUGAGGGUGGAUUUGGAUGCGUUUAUAAGGCUAGCUUGGAUGAUAACUUGAUUGUUGCCGUCAAGAAGUUAGAUUGUGCUACUCAAGAUGCUGGAAAAGAAUUCGAGAAUGAGGUGCAUAUACUAAGCAAUAUUCAGCAUCCAAAUAUAAUUACUCUUCUGGGUUACAGUGUUUGUGAUGAGACAAAGUUCAUUGUUUAUGAAUUGAUGCAUAAUGGAUCUCUUGAAACUCAACUGCAUGGUCCUUCUCAAGGAUCAGCGUUAACUUGGCAUAUGCGGAUGAAGGUUGCCCUUGAUACAGCAAGAGGAUUAGAAUAUCUCCAUGAGCACUGCAAUCCACCAGUCAUCCAUAGAGAUCUGAAAUCGUCUAAUAUACUUUUGGAUUCCAACUUUAAGGCUAAGCUUUCGGAUUUCGGUCUUGCCAUAGCUGAUGGAGGUCAAAAUAAGAACAACCUUAAGCUUUCUGGCACGUUGGGUUAUGUAGCUCCAGAGUAUCUAUUAGAUGGUAAAUUGACAGAUAAGAGUGAUGUCUAUGCUUUCGGGGUUGUGCUUCUGGAACUUCUUCUGGGAAAAAGGCCAGUGGAGAAACUGGCACCAGCUCAGUGCCAAUCUAUUGUCACAUGGGCCAUGCCUCAACUGACGGAUAGAUCUAAACUUCCAAACAUCGUGGACCCUGUGAUAAAAAAUACAAUGGAUCUGAAGCAUUUGUACCAGGUUGCUGCUGUUGCCGUGUUGUGUGUGCAACCGGAACCAAGCUACCGCCCAUUGAUAACGGAUGUCCUACACUCUCUUGUACCACUCGUUCCCAUUGAGCUUGGAGGCACUCUAAGAGUUACACCACCAGGGCCUCCGGCAAACACCACCAUACCUUAAGGAUGGAAUGCCCAAAAGAUACAGAAGAACCAUUGUGAUGAUGCAGCGCCAUUUUGAUGGCUUUUAACAUAUAAUUUUUAUUCCUUUUGGUUAUCGAGGUGGAUGGUUGGUCUGGUUAAAGAGAUAAAGAGUAUUGGAUUCUUCUUCACAUAUGUACAUUGAAGCUUUAGAUGUAUUAUGAUUUCUCUAGCAUUCUGAAAAUCACUUGUU